CGGCCAUCUUGGCGGCGGCCAUGAGCGGCUCCAGGGCGCGGGCGGCGGCGGCGGCGGCGGCGGCGGGGCCGGACAAGAAGCCGCCGCCGGGAUCCGCGGGGCCGCUGAGCCGCCUGCGGGGCCGCCGCGGAUCGGCCGACGCGGCGCCGCGGCCGCCCUGGACCGAGUCCGAGUUGCUGGCGCUGGAGACCGUCCGGCCCGAGCACGUCCUGGGGCUGUGCCGGGUGACGGAAAAUUAUUUAUGCAAACCUGAGGACAACAUUUACAACAUUGACUUCACCAGGUUUAAGAUCCGGGACCUUGAAACUGGAACAGUGCUGUUUGAAAUUGCAAAGCCGUCUGCCUCAGAGCACGAGGAGGAGGAUGAGGAGGACAGCAGUGAACUGGACGCGAGUGCAGGUCGCUUUGUUCGGUACCAGUUCACCCCAGCGUUCCUCCGGCUUCGGACCGUCGGUGCAACAGUGGAAUUCACAGUGGGAGAAAAGCCAGUGUCAAACUUCCGAAUGAUUGAGAGGCAUUACUUCCGAGAUCGUCUGCUGAAGAACUUUGACUUUGAUUUUGGCUUCUGCAUCCCCAGUAGCAGGAACACAUGUGAACACAUCUAUGAAUUCCCUCAGCUCUCAGAAGACCUUAUCCGUCUGAUGGUUGAAAACCCGUACGAGACGCGCUCGGACAGCUUUUACUUUGUGGACAACAAGUUGAUAAUGCACAACAAGGCCGACUAUGCUUACAAUGGGGGACAGUAGCCAUCCUGUCUGCUGGAUGCUGUGAUGCCAUUAACCAUUCCAGAUGUGCAGGAGCGGACUAGAGUUGCUGUCUCGUGCAACAAGGCUUCUUGCCAAACCUUUUCUCCGUGCAUGAGGCUGAGGACAUGAAGCAAAGGCGAAGGCUCCUGAAGGAAAUCUCCCUGCAACACUUCUCUAUCCAACACUCCUGCCUCUCCUCCUGUGUUCCUGGCUACCUUCUGAUACCUUGGUUAGGUCAUGGAUAAGAGGCACAAUUCUUGCUCUUAGUCUUUAUAGUUAGGUUGCACCUUAGUGCUUCUGAUGCUUCACCUCUUGGGUGACUGCUCUCUUUGAAGAGGUCAGAUUGUUUGUGUUAAGCUUUUUCUUAGCUGAAAAAAUCUUACCCCUUCAAGUAACCAGUGAUGCCUGAAGAGCAGAUCUCUUCUCUAGUUGGAUAGAUCCUCUCUUUAGUGCACAGUGGUUUAGUUUGUAGCAUGGCUGACGUUGCUUUUUAGGGUGCAUCCCAGUAUUCUGCAGUGAGAAAGAUAAACUAAGAGACUUAUUCCGCUUCUAAACAGUGCAGGAAUCUUCCAUCUGCCUCUGGGGGCCUGAGCUGCCCCUGAGAAUAGUUUAAUCUGUGUUUUGCAAGAGAUUUCACUAGAGAUACGAGAUAGGGGAAAAAGGUUUUAUCGCUCUGAUAGCAUUUCUCUUUGAGCUCUUGUCAGCAAAUUGUUGCAUGUUAGAGCUAAGAGGUCAACCUUAGAGCUGAAGUUAAUCUCACUAUGUUUACCAUUUCUCCUGCUUCCCUUUGUGUAGGAAUUUUGGCUCUUGCUGCAGAAUGUGUUGCUUUUUAGAUGGACAGCACAUUGUCAGCCUGGCUGGGGUGUAAGGGAGUGGGGCUUAGAGGAAAAAGGGAGAAUGUGGAGAAUCACUUGAAAAAUGUGUAGGAAGCAGAGUUUCCCAGGCUUCAGUCUAUACUUCUAAACCCAAAUGAUCUGUCAGAGGUGCUAUGAGGAGCACCAGCUCAUUUGCUUUGUUUCAUUGGAGGUAUUUAGUAACUAAAAGCUUCCUGGGUCAGUUCACUCAGUGUUACGGAGUGGGAUCCUUGGAAAGUGAGAAUGUACAUGAUUUUCUUUUUAGCUGCUGGGGUUCCCAUCGCUGCUUUGCCUACUCAGCUGCUUAUUUAUGGUUUGGGAAGUUGUUCUGUCGAGGUAGGAUACCACCAGACCAGAGGGAGUGUUUCACAGCUGUGUUUGGGAUCUGGUGAUGGGAGAUAGCACCAUGCAGUGGGAAGAGGAGACCUGUGUGUUGCCAGUAGCCAUACUGGGGCCUGGCUCCUGACCAUGCAAAAUCUCAUCUAUCAAAACCCUUUUCUGCCAGUUUUGCUGGCUCUUGAGACUGGCACUUUUCCUGUCUCCACACUGGGCUGAUCAGCUGUGUCUCUUGUACGUGGGAGUUAGGUUGUGUCUAGACUAGAGACCUUCUCUAACAUUAAUUCCAUUUGUUCUUGAGACAGAUGAAACCUAUCUCCUUGGUGGAUAUGGUUGGUUACCUGUUGUGUUAAGUAAGAUUCGGUGUAGUUUGUCUAAGCAGGAUUGAGUGGGGCAUCACAAACCAGAGCUUAUUAAUUCGUAGACAGCAACAGGAAACCACUGCCUUUACCUCCAGAUUAAUGGAAGUAACUUUGGCAUGGAACAUCAGCUGGCACCAGGGUAAGCAGGGAAAGCGUGUGGGGUGGCAGCCAUGAAAGAAUCUCCAGCUCUUGGGAAGAUACUUAAUUAUGAUUAACCACAACAAAUGACCUGUUCUGGGUGGAGCAUUAAUCAUGAGCAACCACAACAAAUGUCUUGGGAAUGCGGAGGGGCAAGGUCUGCGUGGUUGAAAGAUGAAGAACCAUUCUGCUACCAUGGAUCCCCUCCAGCAUCUCCACAGGCACUUAGGCAAUCUUGUUUGGUUAUUUCAGGAUUAGUUAAAGCUGCUGGGAAGGUGGAGCUCGAGAAGCCUCUUGCAGUGAGUGUCUUCAGCAGGCCUCCUGUGGUGCCAGUGAGGUGGGAAGCGUUUGCCUUGCUGUGAGUUACAUGCAAUAAGGCAGAACUGCCUGGAAGUGCGUUUUUCACCCUGAAGUGCUCAGAAGCAGUGUCUGAAGAGCCUGCUAGUUAUUCCCUGGGAAACUUUAGCAUGUUGAGCUGAAUUUUGUAAGUAGUAUAGAUCCAGGUGCCUUCAAAUAUUACUUUUAUCACACUUCCUAUUACGAAGCAACCGCUAGCGUUUCUUGUGAAGUGUGGUGAUGCCCUUCUGUUUUCUGUGUCAGUGUGUAAAGGUUCCUCAAAGGCGGAAGGGCCCGUGGCCGGCGCGGGCGGGCACCGGCGGGGGCGCGCACGGGGAGCGCGCCCCAUCUAGCGGCUGCUGGCGGCAGACUCCGGCAGGAAAAGGGAAUAACUCCUGCUGUCCUUUGCCAUCAGCAGAGACCAGGAAACAGCACCGGUGCGGUGGCUUUCGCGCUGGUGAAUGUAUCAGCCAUUCAGCAAUAAGGAAAAGGAAAACUGGAGGAAAACCGGGAGACUCGCAGGCAGCAGUAGCACCCCAUGGUUUGUAGCUGAAUUUGUCUGCUGUGCCAAAUCAGGUGGUGUUUGCCCAAAGUGCAUGCUGCAAGGAAAAAAAAGAGUCCCUACAAGAGGGCAACCCAGCACUGAAAAAGUUGAUUGUAAUCCAGAAAGUCAGGGAUUUCCAAACUCCUCUCCCUACUUUAGUUGCUUCCCUAGGAUUCCUCUUCUCUUACAUACUUUUUAUAAAGUCUCUUUUCUUUGUGGCAGGGAUGAUAUCUUUGGUAAAUAUGGUUUAACAGACCAGUUUCCUUCCAGAGUGUGUGCUCUGAUGCUUUAACGAUGGGUCAAAGCUACUUAUGCCAGUGAGUUAAGAAGAAAUUCCAAUGGGAUCACAUCCUUGUCAUGGUCAGUCCUAGCCAGGUGCUGCAGGCAGGGGAGAUGCUUUCAGAGUCAGUUGGAGUUGGAGCAAGGGAAAAGGUAUCUGUGCAAACAGCUUCUCUCAGGUUGUAUGCUGAAUUGGAAAGAAAAAAAAGUUGGGAUCAUACUGAGUUCUGCUCUAACAAAAAAAGGGACCAAACCCAUAAACUCAUGCUAAGUUUUUCUGGUAUUUGCCCUAUUAGUGCAAGGACCUCUUUUUCACAUCUUUGAGGCAAGUGCUUUGGAUCCAUGCCAGCAAGCUUUCUGGAGAGCUAUUUUCAUGACCUGAGUGUGGAAUACAUAUUGCACCUUGUGAAGGAAGAUUAUCUCUUAUUGUAUGGACUGGAUACUGCUGUCCUUGUCCUCUGUUUUUGGUAGGAAGUGUCUUCCUUUGUGUGUUUUCCUGAGGAUUUUCAAUGUUUCUUGCUGCAGAGGAGCAGCAGGCUUCUCUUUGGUGCUUGGGGAUGUUUGUUCCACUUAUCUGAGGGUUCAGGAAGAAGGAAACAGAUGUUCAGCAGACAGAAAUGAACGAGGAAGGUGGUGGUGAAGCAGUAAGGUCCAAAUGUAGCAACUCUACAUCUCAAUUCUGUGUUUCAUCACCUCCUCUUCAGCUGUUUCCCCGCAUUCUGCCCUGCUGUCCCAUCCCACGGAGCUCCUUCGUGCUGCCCAGAGCCUGCCUGGCUGUCAGUGAGACCCACAAACUCUCCUGGAGCUUUAUGCUGAGGACAAGGCUAAGGGAAGGCAGCACCUCUUCCUCUGCAGCAACGGGACGAUCACCAGCACCCCCCUCUCCUGCCCGGAUCCCAGUGCUGUCACAGGACAUUUAUUUAUAUCUCUCACAGUGUGGCCUUGGGGCUGCUGGCGCGUGGACUCCUCCGUGCUGUCCCCUUCGUCCCCUGGUGCCCGCGGGGGUGCCGGGGUGUCCGUGCGGCCCCCGGUGCCGCUGUAUUUGUACAGCCCCUGAUUUUGUCACCAGCAAGAGGAAUAAAGGACCUUCCUCCCUG
Pseudopipra pipra is the source of this 4692-nucleotide messenger RNA. RefSeq names its product unc-119 lipid binding chaperone B (gene UNC119B). Gene Ontology annotation, molecular function: lipid binding. Lineage: Eukaryota; Metazoa; Chordata; Aves; Passeriformes; Pipridae. Gene Ontology annotation, cellular component: cilium. The record is from RefSeq and is a predicted model, not a curated record. The transcript has 5 exons. The coding region runs from base 21 to 746 and encodes 241 amino acids. Gene Ontology annotation, biological process: cilium assembly; nervous system development; lipoprotein transport.